CAUCGCCGCCUACCUGCGCCUGGGCCGCCGGUGACCCGGGCCAGGUUCGCCGGGUGGGCUAAGGUUGCGGAGAAGGCGGAAGGUGGCGCGGCGGCGCGGCGGGAGGGCGCCGACUCCCGGAGGCCGCCGUCGGGGCGAGGUGAGGGCUGGCGGGCGGAGGCGGGCGCUGCAGUCCGUUAGUCAAGAGCUGGCGGGGUCGGGUGUGGCGCAGGGCGGGCCUGGAGGUGGAGGGCCGUCCCUCCCCCCCGGGCCCGCCCAGCCAUCAGGCCCGGCUUAGCUCUCCAGGGCUUCGUCUGGCGUCCCGAAGUCUUCUGCCCACCCUUUUCUGCCGCCGGCUGCUCUCCUGACUCCAGGACGAUCCGAGGUGCGCGCCUGCCAGGAACCCUCAGCGGCCGACGCGGGUAGAGCGCUGCCCCCAGUGGGAGGAGACGGGGUGUGUCCAGAUGAUAGAGGGGAUGAUUGUUUCCUUAAUUAUCCACGAAACUCAGGUGUCCUCAUGACUUCUCUUGUGGACCAUGUCCAUGAUCCUUUUUGCCUGUGUGGUUAGGGUGAGGGAUGGACUGCCCCUCUCGGCCUCCACUGACUUUUACCACACCCAAGAUUUUCUGGAAUGCAGGAGACGGCUCAAGACUUUAGCCUUGCGACUGGCCCAGUAUCCAGGUCGAGGUUCUGCAGAAGGACUUGCCUUCAGUAUCCAUUUCUCUUCUUCGAGGGAUGUGGCCUGCAUGGCUAUCUGCUCCUGCCAGUGUCCAGCGGCCAUGGCCUUCUGCUUCCUGGAGACCCUGUGGUGGGAAUUCACAGCUUCCUAUGACACCACCUGCAUUGGCCUAGCCUCCAGGCCAUACGCCUUCCUCGAAUUUGGGAACACCACUGGAGGUGCUGUAACGUGUCACUGGAGAACAGCCUUGUACGAUGAGAUUUCACAGCAGUGGAAGGGGCCUGCAAGCGUGGAGGUUCAACACUCUGGCUUUUCAUCUCUCCAGAGCCUGGGGCAGGGUGGAAGAAUGGCGAAACCUGUAUCUUAUUCUGGAGCAGACGUCAGCAAACUGUGGGCCAAGGACAGCGUCAUUCAGAAAGUGAAGUGGCAUUUUAACUAUGUAAGUUCCACCCAGAUGGAGAGCAGCUUAGAAAAAAUUCAGGAGGAACUCAAGUUCCAGCCUCCAGUGCUUCUCACUCUGGAGGACGCAGAUGUGGCUAACGGGGUGAUGAACGGUCACCCACAGAUGCACUUGGAGCCUGCUCCUAAUUUCCGAAUGGAACCUGUGACAGCCCUGGGCAUCCUCUCUCUUAUUCUCAACAUCAUGUGCGCUGCUCUGAACCUCAUUCGUGGAAUUCACCUCGCAGAACAUUCUUUACAGGUUGCACAAGAAGAAAUUGGAAGUAUUCUGGCUUUUCUUAUUCCUUUUGUAGCCUGCAUUUUCCAGUGUUAUUUGUACCUGUUCUACAGUCCAGCCAGGACGAUGAAGGUGGUGCUGAUGCUGCUUUUUAUUUGCCUGGGCAACAUGUACCUGCAUGGGCUGAGGAACCUCUGGCAAAUCCUCUUCCACAUAGGAGUGGCUUUCCUGUCUUCCUAUCAGAUCCUGACGAGGCAGCCUCAGGAGAAGCAGUCUGACUGUGGAGUGUGAGGAUGACGUCAUGGGCUGAACGGAUCCUUUGAUUUUCUUAUGAGGGUUAUGGGUGUUCCCCUUUUUGCUUCUCGACUUCACCUUAAGUUUCCAUCCUUGAAGUUCCUUUCAGCCAAAGCAGAUUGAUCCCGAGAGCUGAGACUUUUCAUAGGUGCAGUUGAAAGCGUGAGAUUGCUUGACAUCAAGUCCGAGUUUUGUGCUGAGGGUUACUGCAGAAUCUCCAGUUCAGCACGUUUACUUCGGACAGCAGAAUCUGGGGGCUUAUUCAGAAAGAGCAUUCUUGGAAGACCAAAAUGGAAUUAUUUUGGUCUUUUAAAUUGAGUGAUGCAAUAAACCACUAGAUUCAAUAACAGUAGUUUAAAGUAAUUGGCAAUUGUCUCUGAGGAGCCACUUAAAAAUCUGUAUCAGCUUUUCAGUCUAAAUGUGACUUGGUUAGUGUUUUUUUUGAGGGCCAGAAGAGGGUGAAUUAAAAACUUUAAAAAGUGGUUUAUAACUAUAAGAUGGAUAAAUUUUGUUUACAUUUUUUGAUAACUUAGGUCUGAUAUGAUACCUUUAGAAUAUUUAAAUAUAUUUUAGGUAUAAGUUGAACAUGUCUUCACUUAGGGUAAGGACAAACUUAAGCUGAGAACAUGGUUAAGAAAGCUGAAUUUAUUAAAUUUAUAUAUAACCUUUUAUGGUAGUGGGAUUGUAGGGGUAUAGAAAUGUUUUGUAUUUAUUUGCAGGGUAUAUCUGAAUAUUUUUAAAAUUGAGUAACCAGCGCUACCGGAUCAUUAACUUAUAAGCAUGAGCAGAAAUGAGAAUAUCAGGAUUCCUUGCAGUUGGCCACAAACUAGAGUAGGCAAGUCACACAUAUUCAUACGGUGGCACUUUACAGUCACAGGUGGGAGAGGCUGCUGUCAUCAGCCUUUUAGGUGGCGGCCGAAUACCUGUCACUUUAAUCAUGUCAUUUGAUACUUGACCCUGUGUACUUGUUCUCAGAAGAUCUCCCAAAUUAAUUACUCCUCCGCAGCUUUCCCAAUCAUCUUCAUUAGAUUAAGGGCCUCAUUUUUUUAUGAACAAGAGUUAAGUGUGUGUUAACUUUUUUAGAGCUUUAUAGCUUAUAAAGCUUUAUAAUUAACCCUGUGCUCUGAAAAGUUACUUUUCUUUCUCUCAUUGUCAAAAUAUUGACUGAUUGUAGUUUUCCAAAAUUUAGAUCUGAAUAUGAUCCCUCAGGUCUCUAGAAAUUUCAGACUGGGUUGCCCAGUACCAUUCAGGAGGCCAUUUUGGAAGUUUGCCCUUUGGAUUGUUCUUCAUAGAAGUCCGGAAUCUGAAUAGCUCCACCACAAUUGCAUAGAAUACUUUGGGUUGAAUUAUGUGAUCUUGAUAAAUUAAAAAAUCCUAUUUUGGUAGUUUUUAAUAGUCAAAAACUGUUGCAAGGGUUAUUGAGCAGAUGGGGAAAGCAAGGAUGUCAUUUUAGGGAAUUCAGUUGUACUUGGUCAUUACUGGUGGUGAAUUGUUAUUGAGCUACCUUGGUGUCACUUAAAAGUCCAUGUGACUACGAACUGUGUUGGGAAAAUGUUGCCAUGGUAAUUUUAUUUUCUUACAAUAGAAUUUCCUAUUUUUAAUCAAACAAAGUAUCUGGAUAUGAAAGUUAUGCUGGCAACAUCCUCAGAUGUAAACUUCAGAGUUGUCUCUCCACUGAUUUUGCAUCUGCAUAAUUUUCCACAUAGCCAGCAGGUGAAUUUUCAGGCUUUCCGGGACAUAAUUUUGAAGAGAUGGUGAAACAGAAUGGGAAGCUAAGGAGGGGAGACAAAUCUUUUUAUAUUAGAAGCACACACACAAAGCUUUAAAAGUUGAUUAGAACUUUAAAAGCUUUAAAAGUUUGAUUAGCUUACCCAGUGUAUUGUUUUCUUUUUGAGCCCGUGUGCUCUUGGUGUUGCCAUGUAGCCCUGUACCCCGGAUGGUCUGGGGUCUGAGCCUGUGAUCCACAUUCAGCAAGUAGUGAAGAACAGUCCUUGCAGAGGAGACCCUCCUGGUGAAUGCCUCCUGCCCUAGUGGAGAGGUUAUUCACACCUGGUUGAAUGUGGUCUGAAUCCGUUAACAUCUAUAUGGGGUUUGAGAUUUACUUUUGCAAACAAAAGGGAAAAGAUGCAGUCGACAAACGCUGCAAAAUAAUGACCACAUAAGCAUCAUUUAACUGAAAUCCAGCUAAGAGCAGUCUCAGUUCACUGGUGGUAGAAGCUAAUGAUAGGAAAGGCGUUCUGGAGAUUUUAUCCAAGGGAAAUCCCAGGCUCAGGGGUUGACUUGGUUCAGGCCUGGAGUUUCAUAGCCCUGUGUCAUCCUUGAUGCUAGAAAGUUGACCCCCCACGUUACCCUCAGUCCGCCACACACCUCUGUUUUAGCUGUUCUAGCACCUUGAUUUUCUCAGACGUUAACCGAUCUCACAGGGCUGGAUCCUGGGAUAGAUGAAAUAAUGUUGGAAAAACCUUAAAAGUGCCUUCGGGUGUCAGAUGUGGCAAGACCUUGAGCAGCAGUGUGUGAAGUGUCCCAUCUGCUGUAUCUGGGCGGGGAUGUGGCUCAAGGCUCUCUGGCAGGGGCCAAGUCCGAGGGUUCCCAGUCCGCAAGUGUGCUAGUGUGGGAACCACACAGACUCUGCUUUUCUUUCCCCGGGCUAGCCUGACUGUGACAAGGACCAUGCCUGGGUUUCCUGUCCUGGGCGGGGACAGUCAGGCGUAUAUUUGGGUGGGAUUUCCUCUCGGUACUAGAGGCCUCACUGCCCUCAGCGGGAGGAAGGUGACCAUAGGCUCCUGGUUUUGCUUCUCCAGCUGGCACCCCUUUUAUCUGUGAAUCAAGGCCCAAUGUUUUAAAGCUCUUCAAGGGGUGGGGAAAAGGGUAUUGGAAGGAGAGCUGAAAUUAGAAGAACGUUUAGCAUCAUUGCUACCAACCCCCCCUUGAGCUCCCUGUUCUUUUCCUAGGUGCCCCCGUUCAGGUCUCCCCUGCCUCUUUCCACUUCUGCCCCCCACAUUCCAGUCCUGGGGACCGAGGCUGAAACUGGAGUCUCUGGAGGGACGGGGAAGCCCCCUUUCAUCUUAACGGAUAGGGCGGGUCCAGGAGAUUCAGAGAGGGCGUGCAUGGCCCCAAAGCCCAGCCCUCUUCCCUGUGCACCCCCAGGCACACAGCAAGGCUGGCUGUUUGCGGCGCAGGAAGCAGGGCUAGACGAGAAGCGGAGCUGGGGGCCGGCUGGCUGCUGGAAGACAGCAGCUGCCCUUGGCACAUGGGGGCUGCACGCCACACCUUCAUCCAGGGCUGCCGUCUGUUGUUCCUUGAAGGAGUUGGCUGCUCGUUACAUGAAGGACAGGUGGCCCUCAGAAAACAGUGCAGUGCAGGUGAGGACCGGCAGGGAGGGAGGGUUUACGGUGACCAGAUGAGUGCACAGACCCCUGCCCCGACGUCGCUCACAUUCCAAGUGAUUCUACACAGAAUCCUCCCAGGUACGGGGGAACCCUGUCUGUGCUCUGUGAGUGUUAGUAAUGGUGGAAGAAGAGAGAGUAGAUGUGCCCUGGAGAGGUGGGGUGGGAAGGCGCUCCCUGUCAGCUGGCCCGAGGCCUGGAGGUCGGCGUGGCUCUCCCCCUUGGUCCGGCCCCGCAGUGGGUGAGUCGCAGCCGUCGGCCGGGUAUCCUCUGGAAAACGGUGGUCACGUCGGCCGGCCCCCCUGGCGAGCUGUCAGGAGGGUAGAAGCAGUAGUGGAGGGGAUGCUGGGUGACUCCAUUGUUCAUGUGCAGGAGGAGAAAGGCUUUGAGUUGGUUCACCCAACAGGCGGAGGUCCUGCAGACUUCAGGCAAUGCAGCUCGGCACAGCUGUGUCUUCUGGCCUUUACAAAAAAAGCCCUCAUGCUUUCAUUCCAGACAGGUAGCAGCCUCUCUUCCUCCCCCCUGGACCUGCCUCCUGCCUUCCAGGCACGGAGCCUUUGGUUCCAGUGGCAUUGGGUCCUCCAGGAUCCAGGGAGGCUGGUUGGACCAAACCUCAUGGCCUGUUUCUGACCCAGAUGAGGAGAGCUGAUUCUCCCUUCUGGGAGCAGUGAUGUCAAACUUCUGUUGCUGGGGAAACGUCAUUGGCAGAGAACCUGUGGAAAAAGACUUGUCAGUAAAAUCUGGGAAUGGCCGGAUAUGGAAACAUCUGCCCAUGUGUACCGAUGGCAGAGCUGUUGCCCACAAGCGCCUUUCAUUUAGGGUAAAAUUAUCAAAUCCAGUCUAUUCCUCUACCCUGUGCUUGGUACAUAUGACCUUCUUUAACCCUUAUACUUACAUGAUUCUGGGUUGUUUCAGAAGUGUUAUUUAAUGAAUGAUUCAUAUAAUGUGGCCCCAGGAUUCCAUUUUGUUUAGUGGACUUUUUUACCAAGAGCAUUAAAGAUUGAGGCUGAUUUAGCCAGAGAAAACAAUUUCCUUCAUGUAUUCAUUUUGAAUGCUUGCUGCCCAUGUUAUACAAGCUUCUUACUGUUUUCAUGUAAUAACAAAGAUCUAUUUUGAGUAAACGAUGAGUGCAUUUUAACAAACUUUCACACAGUAGUAAAGCCUAAACUUGUGUUAAUGUUGGUAACGAAUGUCGUAUAGCCGUUUAUAUACUAUGUAUAUAUAAAUUAAACGAGGUGGCCUCAGAAGUGGGAGGAGAGUAAAUCUAAGGUGCUUCUCAACCUGUGUGUUUGUAUUUGUGUGAAAACUCCUGAGUUAUGGGUCCAUUUUCCUAGAUGAGGUGAUGUGGGCCUGGCAUAAUGGAGGGGGGUGUGUUGAGAGAAGUGAAAUUCAGGUCCUCUUGUCCAGUGAGGUCUAGACAGGUGCAAGGGCUCAGAUAGUCUUCAGCACUAAUCCCCAGACUCUGGAAUGCAAUCAUGGGUCCAGGAAAGACCUUGGGAAAACCAAAAUAGCAAUUGCCGCACUGCCCUGGGGGCUGGAGGGGGCUGCCUUCUGUGCAGGCUCUGCUUCUGCCCAGCCCUUUCCCUGCUCUGGGCUCUGAGCUCCGGUCUGUAUGUACUCUAAGGGUGACGUCGUUUUCAUUUCCCAGGACGAGCCCUGUCAGGAAACGGCCACCAGGGGGCACAUCAUCAGGUUCCCAGCCCAGGCGACUGUGCUGUUUUGCAGGAUCGUUCCUUUAGCAGCUGAUGAAAUUCCCAGAAAGGAAAAAAAUGCACCAGCCUCUCCUGACGGCACUUUAACCACACUGGGGGAUGCAUGUGCCAAGCUCCUCUUCACUAUCUGUCCUGAGUGAAGAUCUUUCGGAGGAGGGCAAAGACCUCCAAAAUGAGCAUCUGAAUUACUGAGUUCUGGGAUUCGGGCGUUGACAGACCCUUUAGAUACCACUGGGUUCAACCCCCUUGUUGCUCAGGUGAGGAAGUUGAGGUCUGUCCUUGGUAGCCAGUGACGGUGUAGCCCAGAGCUCUGUCCUCUGGGCUGAGACCAAGGUGCCGUCAGCCCACUUGGCGGAACCCACAAAGAAUAAAAAGGGAUCUUGGCCCAUGAAGGAUGCCCUUUCUGUGCCAGGAGGGCUGGGUGCCAGGAGGGCUGAUGAAUUGCCUUCCUUUUUCUUGGACUCUAAUCCCCUGUGGGGUCAGGUAGCAGAAGUGCUGCCUGACAGCUGCCCAGCGUCCUUGGGCAGUGCCAGCGGAGGAGUGAAGGGGCUCAGAGAGAAGGGGCCCACCUGAGUGCGCCUGGCUCUGCUGAGUCAGCUCUAAGACAUCCCCGGAUCGAAUGUGCAGGGCAAAAACUAUUAAGUUCACUGAAGAGCACGACGGAGAGUAUCUGUGACCUGGGGUGAAAAAGUACUUCUUAAACAAAACAUCAUAGGCACGACCCUUAAGGCAAAAUGAUUGAUGAAUCUGAUGACAUACAAAUAAGGAUGUCAUGGGCAAAGUUAAAAGGAUGAGAGAAGAUAUUUACAAUGUCUGAAACCAGUAAGGGAUUAAUAUACAAGCACUUCCUUAAAUCAGCAAGAAAGACAAGCAACUUCAAUAGAAAAAUGAGCAAUUUGCAGAAGAGAAAACCCAGAAAGCUAAUAAGCAUAUGAAGAUGUUUACAAUCAUCAGGAAUACAGAGAAAUACAUAUUAAAACAACCAUAAGACAUCACCUUACGCCUGUGAGUUUGGCAAAAUUUAGAAACCUGGAUGGGAGUAUUGGCGCGAGUGUGGGUAUCUAGGACUUCGUGUACAGCGAAUCUGAACAGCAGUGCUACUGUUAUAAGCUGAACUGUGUUCUCCCCAAAGUCAUAUGUCGAAGUCCUAACCCCCAGUACC
Balaenoptera acutorostrata (minke whale) is the source of this 7888-nucleotide messenger RNA. It is a transcript of the gene SEC22C, whose product is annotated as SEC22 homolog C, vesicle trafficking protein. NCBI's taxonomy places the organism in Eukaryota, Metazoa, Chordata, Mammalia, Artiodactyla, Balaenopteridae. Bases 516 to 1625 code for a protein of 369 amino acids. The transcript has 8 exons. Gene Ontology annotation, biological process: endoplasmic reticulum to Golgi vesicle-mediated transport. The record is from RefSeq and is a predicted model, not a curated record.